Amborella trichopoda is the source of this 1782-nucleotide messenger RNA. RefSeq lists its product as hypothetical. The record is from RefSeq and is a predicted model, not a curated record. NCBI's taxonomy places the organism in Eukaryota, Viridiplantae, Streptophyta, Magnoliopsida, Amborellales, Amborellaceae.
UCUAACGUAGAUGGGGCCGUUUCGGUUGUUUCAUUCCCGCCAUACGCUGAGGUGUAUAAAUAGAGAAGGUUAAAGCCGAAAUUCAUUUAUUUCUAUAGCAUCAGUACUGAGAGAGUUGGUAAUGGGGUUAACCGCACUGUCCAGCCCAAAGUUCUUUGAGAAAAAACCGGUUGUUUUGAAGAACUGGUACCUUAUGAAGGUACCCAGUGAAACUUCUGGCAAGAGAUUGGCUGUUGGUGGUUUUCAUUCGAAAACGCACUUCCACUCUUGCCCCAUUGAAGAGAGAAUCAGUGCAUUCAGGCUUAGGACUUCUGAUGGGGCAAUACUAUUGCUUGAAGGAUGUAUUGAUGAACAAUGGACUCUCGAAAAUGGUUUUCCUUUUGAGAUCAGUGGCCUUUUCCGGAUAGGAUUCCCUUAUACUUGGAAAAUUCUUGUUUCCCAAUUUCUUUCUGAGGACUCUUCAGGCUUCUCCAUUCGUGAAGUGGAAACAAAUAAUGGUUCCAGUACAUUCUUGCCCAUAACUCAUCUCUUUGGUAGAAAUCUUUUCCCAAGUGAGACAGAAAGGUUCCAUAAACAAAAUGAAGAAGAACGAAAAGCCUGUGAGAGUGAGAGACAGACAACUAAGUCAAAGUCUAGUUCAGUGGCCCGCAUUCAACAAUACGAGGUUUGCUUGGGUCAAGCAAAUGUGAAUGUGAAUGACUCGAGUUCAAGUAAGGUGAGAUUUGGAUCAAUCAAUGAGGAAACUAUAUCAAAAGGAAUUGACAAUGAACAACCCAAAUGUGCAAAGGGGUUUGGCUCUCUUUACUCUAAUAGCAAAGUUGAUGUAGUGAUCACUCCCGAAGGUGUAAAAUAUCAUGGUACAAAGUUGAGUGAUUGGGAUGUUCCCUCUCCUUCUGGUGUUUCUUUGAAGGUGCUUGAAAGUAACAAAAAAGCAUCUCAGGUGGCUGGUAGCAAGGUUAGAAGAAAGCGCACUGCUGCUAUACUGGAUCCUGAGCUCAAUUGUUCUGUGAAUUUAGUGAAGAAAUCACGGACUAGUUCAUCUAAAGAAUUGAAGGCAUUACAGACCCCUUUAUCAAGAGAAUUCAAGACAUUAUAUUCUCCAUCAAAAGAGCUAAAGGCAUUAAGGAUUCCUGUAUCAAAAGAAUUCAAGACAUUACAUUUUCCAUCAAAAGAAUCAAAGGCAUUAAGGAUUCCUGUAUCAAAAGAAUUAAACGUAUUACAAACUCCAUCAAAAGGACUAACGGCAUUACAGACUCCAUCAAAAGAAUCAAAGUUGUCAAUAUCAAGAUCAGGGCGGAUUAUUGUUCGUCCCCUUGCAUAUUGGUGCAAUGAGCGAAUUGUGUACGGAAAGGAUGGUUCCAUCACUUCUAUUUUAGAUGGUGACAAAUAUGAUGAGCAAUGUACUAGAGGUUCAAAGUCAGCCCCUCCUAAAAGAAGGCACACAAGGAACCAAAACUCUAGUAAGUCCAAGCAGGGUGAGCGCCCUUCUGAAAGAAAACUAACAAGGAAUGAGAAACCCAGUAAGCCCAAGGGGAGCCCGAUGAAAUUAAGACGAAGGUGAUUGAUACAUGUCUGAUGCGUCACAUAUCCAUAUUUUUGUAAAGUAUUCAGUCUUUUUUUUUUGUUUUUUUGGGCUAAACUUCAUAUCCCGCAACAGGUCAGUCACAAUGUAGUUUUCUUGUAAAUUAUUUAGACUUCAUAGCUACACAGCUUACGGAUGUAGCAUCUGUCCACUUAUUGUAAAGUAUUUAGACAUUUCAUUCUAUUUUUUGCUUUCUUUUU